Ectocarpus sp. CCAP 1310/34 is the source of this 2350-nucleotide messenger RNA. Lineage: Eukaryota; Phaeophyceae; Ectocarpales; Ectocarpaceae. The record is from the annotation of a GenBank genome assembly.
UCCACACAUGCUGCACCUACGCUCCUCGUUUCAACAUUGCAGCAGCUGCGCCCCAAGAGUGAGGGAGAGGUACGGACUACAACCAACUCGAACAUUGGGUCUGAACCAGUAAUCGUCAGUGCGGAUUGUGCUCUUCGUGGCAUCGUCUUGUCCCGCCUGCGGCAAACACCACAGCUGCACUUUUUCAAGAGGAGCGAGCCACGAGAGAAGAAGCGAGGUGUUCGACUUGCUGGAAGAAACGGUGGAAGCGUCCGAGUUGGAUGUCGCGUUUUGUGUGGUUGGUGUUAGCUCUGGGGUGUACCCCGGGAGCAAGGGCGGCGUCGGCCAAGGCUUCACACAGCUGCGUGGUUCUGGUGGGCGGAAAAAUCAAGGGUGAGAAUUUCUGGGGGCAGUUAGGCCAGAACGACAGCCUCGUCCGUGGAGAUGACGCCUCCGACAUGGGUGACAGUCUCCCGUACGUUCCCUUGGGGGAGUUCGAGGCCAGCUUGGUCGCCUCUGGGAGCGAGUUCAGCUGCGCCCUCGCCGUCGACGGGGCCGUCAAGUACUGGAGGCGCAACAGCGCCGGCCAGCUAGGGGUGGGCGGCAAUGAGACGAGGGGUGGGCAGGACGACGCGUUCGAGAUGUGGGACAGCCUACCCGUACUUGAUCUGGGAACCGGCGUCGCCGUGGAAAACAUCGCCCUCGCGGGCUCGCACGCAUGCGCUGUACUCGCCGACGGGAACUUAAAGUGCUGGGUGGAGAACGAGGGAAGACAGCUAGGUCGGACACGUUACAGAGAGGGAACGCCACGGGCCAGAUGGGGGACAACCUCCCGUUUGUGGACUUAGGGGACGAGGUGCUUGUCUCAUCGGUUGCUCUAGGGACGAGACACACGUGCGCUGUAGUCGGGGACGGCGACGUGAAAGCUGGGGUAAUAACGACGGUGGCCAGCUGGGUUGCGAGGAUAUGGCUGCGAGGGGCAUCGCUGUCGGUCAGAUGGGGGAAUCGCUGCCUGCGGUGGACCUUGGAACGGAGCAGAGGGCAAUCGCGGUUGCGGCCGGAUUCCUUCGACACUUGUGCGCUGCUUUACACGGGUGACAUGAAGUGCUGGGGUGAGUUGAUGAAGUGCAUGUGCGAUGCUCAUCCAGAAAAAGACAUGACCCGUCCAUCGAUACUGUCGAACGACACUGUCGGCGUUGAUGUUGUGGCAUGAAGGGGCAAGAGGAGAAUAUUCCACUAUUUUUCAGGUUGGUGCCAUUUUUCAAUAUAAAUUUAUCGGGUAUGUUUUUUGCGAUUGUGAAAAAAAAAAACUCAAGAAUUGUGAUGCCACUGCAUCGGGCCAACUACCGUACAGCACCCGCUACUUCCGCAUGUAUGUGCAUCCGCGGAAGCCUGUCGCGUGCGACGGGAGCUCCCGCGAAAGUCGUAAUGAUGGAAGUGCGGAAUAGAGGCAUAUGGACAGCCGGGGGUAACGACAAUUGAAUCGGUGGAGCCAGGACGAUGACUAUGGACGGAGUUCAGAUCGAACGCCGACGAAGCGCUCAAGCUCACCGUGCGACAAGACGUUACCCGCAAGGCCGGGCUCAAGAAACUCGGCCGCUCAGUUCUCGUGUUCGACUUCCAGCCCGCCGGCGCCAUCACCGCCACGAACAGUCCCAACAACGUCAUGGACGCGCCGGCACACGAAUCAUUCUCUCAAGCAGCAGCGGUAGACACCGCUGCACGAGCGAGCGGAGACGGGGGUGCGAGAGAAGCAGGGCCAGGAUAGGGAGAAGAAGGAAGCGGGAAAAGCAAGCGCGUCUUCCGUCUGCGUGGUUUUCGUUCACGACAAGUUCAACGGGGCUAAGCAGCUCUACGUCAGCCGAGCGCUGGCGUAGAGCGUCAAGAAGGAGUGCACCGACGGGAACCUCAACUCGUGGGUUGUUCCGCUGCCGUUCGGGCGGGCCGUGCUCAGGCUCACGAGCAAGCUGUUCGCCUCGAUCGGCUUCGAGUAUGUCAUGACCCUCGACAACGAUGACCGCGGCGGCGGCGGUGAUUGUUGUGGCACCAAUUUGUACAGGAGCACCCAAGAGCGCAAAAAAAAACGAAAUAGUCAACGCUGGACCGUCUUCGUCAUCGGCGGGCGUCGGAGUUGACGGGAGGGGAGCCCACGAGACUCCUUGGACCGUGUCUCCUUUCAGCAUAAUGUCGACUGUUUUUUUUUCUAGGAGGGCACAUGCCUCGCUUCUUGCAGUCUCAUGUUGAACAAGCUGCGGAUAGUGUUGUGAUGUUUCCUUUCCACGACGCUUGUGACUUGUGAAAUUGUUUCAACGAUGGCCAUCCUUUUUCUCCAGCCUAUGGUUGGUUACCUCGCACAGCGUGUGGAGGCAAG